AUGGAAGUAGCUGCGAUGGUGACGGGAGGUGGACCGGGUACGGCGGCGGCCACGAGGACCCCAUUCCAGCGCGAGGUUCGCGAGUGGCAGCAUGUCGAUCCAAAUACGGGCGCCCUGCUGACGGGCCGUCUCGAAGCGGACCGUUGGGUGAACGGACCUCUCAACAGCUAUGGCAAGAUGGUCUCACAAAACCUGUCCACCCCAGACGGUACGCAGCACACGCAGCGGAAGCAGAUGGAAAUCCUGCAGGCUCGCACAGCCGCCGGUUCACUGCAGGUGGUACGCGCACAAACCGUCCAAACGACCUCGUCCCGAUGGUCCUCGUCGAUGUUGCACUCGGAAGUGUCGGGAAGCGUUGGCGCCACCGGUGGUACUGGCGUCCCACAGCAACACCAGCACACCACGAACGGCUUCUCCAGCCAUCAUCUACUCGCGCCCUUCCAGCGAGCCCUAACCUCAGGAGGCAGCAGUAACACCAACGGCAGCAGACUGCUGGCAAAUUCCGGCAGAUCAAACGCCAUCAACCCACUGCCCGAUGCAUCGCCCGGAGCGACAUUCCUGAGCUCACCGAAAUCGCCUUUUGGGCGGUUUUCCAGCACCAAUCAAUCCGCGGUGUUGCAAACCGGCAGCUACUCGACCACCAGCACCACUGGUGGGCCAUCAUCACGAUAUGGACGACUGCAGGACGAGCGGCCCACCUACCAGCCAGCGCAUUCCGUUGCAGCCGAACCAGAAAGAAUCUGCGACUCCUCGCAAAAGUGCCUGAAUCCUGCGCGCCCGUCAUUCCGUGAAUGUCGAUCGUCCGAUCAACAGUCGACCGUGCUCGAAGUGACACUCGAUCCUGUCAUUCAACUCGCAUACUCCGAUCGACACUCGUCCGGCAGAAGGGCGAUUUCUGCCCCGGAUUGUAGUGGUGCUUUCUUUCGGAAAUUCGAGCAGUUCGAGCAGCGAUCGUCAACAGAGGGUGCAGGAAAAAGCAGCAACAGCAUCAACGGCAGCAAUUCGCUCGCCCGCGGCAAGAGCAUCUCGAUCGAGGACCUUUCGACCGAGCGUGACGAGAGCAACUUCGAUGACGACGUCGAGCCCACGCAGUGGAAGCGGGUGAGCAAAAUACGGCGAUCAUUACAGUUCCCAAGGAAAACCACCCCAAGAACCAACACCCGACCGGUUGAUUUGCCGGAAAACUCCGUGAGUGUGUCACGCAUCUGUCAGGAGCUAGAGAACGGUCGCCGUCUCAACACGGCCAUGCGCAACAAUCACAUCGACUUCGUGGCGUUGGACAACAUCCUGAAGAGCGUCACGGAUCAGCCACCGUGUGCCAGUCCGACGACUUCGCCGGUUGUGAAACCAUCCGACUCAUCCCCAAAGUCCCCACCGAGAGCGUCCUUUCUGACGGCGGAAUCACUGCGUGAGAUUCGUGGCCGCUUGCGUCGACUUAGCAACGAAUCGCUCUACCGGGACGAUAUGAGUCCUGCCGAUGAAACAGCUGGCGAUCGGCGCGGUAGUGCCGAUGGGGGAGUCACCAUUACUGAGGUUGAAACGAGACUUGGUCAGCUUGAGACAGGAGACAUGUCACCAUCAGAUGCUACGACCUAUCGGAGUCACAGUCUGCAGGCGAACAAAAAGCCUGGCCAGGAGACAGGAUCUUCCGCGUUUACACCUGAGGAUUGGCACUCGCGCAGGAAGUCGUACGGGUUCGAAAGGAUGAGUCAGCAACCGCUUGGAAGUGGGUUUGCGAUGGCCAAAAUGGACUCCUCGACGGACAGUGGCAUUGGCCGAUCGUCUGAUCUUUGUUCGAGCUGGUCAAGUGCUGCCACCGAUGGUGCUGGGUCGUAUCAACGAGCUACGAUCGUUACGUUAGGUGAGCGAUCUCCACUCAAGGAGAAACCUCCGGUUACACCGGCUACCAACGCGGCUAUGGUGAUCAAAAUCACGAGCAAACCUUCGGAGGAUACGUUCGCUUCUCCAGCGGAACAGGACGAACCGGGUGAACCGAAGCGACACUCGAUCGCGGUCGAUGAGACGAGUUACGUGCGGGAUAGCUUGCGUACGAUGUUCGAACGGAAGUCGUCAGUGAACGUGAACGGAUUCAGCCACACGUUUAUCGACGAACUGAGCCGUAAUAAGAAGCGCGUUGAGUUCUGUAAAACGGAAGUCCACUUUACGGCUGACUCCGGGCGUGUCAACAUCGUCGAAACGGAUGAGAAACCUCCACCAACGCACAACUUCCGGCGGCGUCGUCGAUCUUCCGGUGGUGCAUCUUAUUUGGGCUCGAGUCUUGAAGACGAAUCGGAAAGCGCUCGAGUGAAGCAACAGCAACAAGAUGGAACGUCUUCCACAGUAGGUUCAGAGCUCGCUGUUGAACAGGACACGCCUGCGAUUGUGACGACAACGAUCGGGAUUAGUCGACCAGAACCGACACCACGGAAGUACGUUCCUUCGACGUCCCUAGCGGCGAGUGCAAGUGUUUCAGGAACAACGGUGUCGGAUGAAAGCGAUGGUCACUCGACGGACGAGAUUUCGCUGCGCAGUAUCCUGAAGAACAAACCUGUCAAACCGAAACCGUACGUGCUGGGUGAGAACCUUGACAGUAAUGAAGCGUUGUGGGGCGUUAAGCUACGUCCGGUGGCCGUGUCAGGUGAAUCCGGAGCGAAACUGACCCCGGCUGAGGUGGGCCACGAAUCGAAGAGUUCGUCGCCUAUCGCGCCUGGAAGUUACUCGACGAAAGUGAACCUCACGCAACCGGCGUUGAGUGCGAGUUCCUGGGUUAGUGGCAACAACACUGCAGUGGAGAAAGCGAUCCUCAACGGUUCCAGCAACCUAAGUGAAUCGGCCGCAUCGAAGUCCACGACAAAGAUCCUGAUCGACAUGACAUCGGCUGGGGAGGACCUUAAGUCACCGGCUGCUCCACUCGGUGAUGAGCUAAAGUCCACCUCGCUGAUCAUGCGCACAAUGCGCGCUGCUACAAAGCUUGACGAAGCGCUCAAGAGUCUGCAAGCAUUUCGACGGGAUUCACUUGGCGAAAACGGACCCGUAGCUGGGUAUCACCGAGCUGUCGCAGAAUCGGUGUCCUCGGAUUCCCCAAAAACUCGCCGCCAUUCGGCGUUCUGCCAGCUGAACGGUGGAAGCAUCACCAACAGCAGCACCAGCAGCACGAUCAGCAGCCAAUCGAUCGCGAAAUCGAGCAGUGCAAGCAGUAUUCACGCGGACUACCCCAAACUGAGGGUGUCCUAUCCUAAGUAUGCGUCCUCACUCGAUGGAGAUGCCCAGGAGCGUGGAGUGAGUGGAUCUCGAUACGCAUCCGGAACAUCUGGGAGUUCACUGGCACCGGCAGUGAGACGAAUCCCGACGAGUGAAUCACGCCUGUCGGACUUUGAGGCAUACAUCAGCAAGAACUCGGUGCGUCGCUCGAGUACGGCUGACGACGUAGAACGGUUGAUUAGCAGACCAGUUGCGGCUCCACGACUCAAGAAGCUCGGUUCGACCGUUUUGAGUCAGCAGUUGUCGCAACUGCGCCGGUUGUAUGACGCCGCAGACCUAGACGAUAGCGAUAGUGACAGUGCCAAGGCUGAUGAGGAAGUUAAGCUGUACCUUGGGAGCUUAGCCGACGCCAGUACGUCCUCAUCAUCGUCCUUCGGACCAGCCACCGAGCUAUCCGGCAGCUGGAGCCGUCUUAAGGCGAAACGCAACAUACGCAAGUUCAGUGGCAGCUCUGCGGUGGCACAGGAUACGUCCUGUUCGGUGAACUCCUCCGCAGAGUUCGAGAUAGUGAAACCGUCGGCGCUAAUUAGCCGUCAGACGGUGAAACCUUCCGCGGUGAUGUCGAUCGAGCUGAAGAGCCCCACGCCAGCAAGGAAAACAGGCUCCUCAUACACCUCUAGUCCAGAUCCACCCGCAACGAAAGCGACAACGACAUCGAACGAUGAAUCGACGACAACUGCCCAUCGGGCGCCAUCUCCCAAAUUUCGUAGGCACAUCCCGGCCAAGGACACUGGUGGCCCACGUGGCACUGAGGAACGAGCCUCGCUCCGGCUGUCAUCAGGCGCGCGUCAAUUGCGCGAUCACGAACUGUCAUUUUUCGGCGUGAACCCGAACAAGCAGCAGUCGGCCGGUUCGACGGCUCGUCCGGUCGGUAAACCACCUGCGACGACCUCAACGACCUUCCAGCGAUCAGCCACACUGACGUCCUCCUUCAUCAGACGGUCUGGUGCGACCGAAACCACCGGAAAGUCCUCUAGCUGGCAGUUGACAAACGAUAAGCCGGAUUUGCUGCGCCACGGCCAACCGGAAGUGGGUGUUGAGCUGAAACCGCAGCCAACACAAACGCAAGUUCCAUCUGGCAGCGUUCGAACACCGACAGCCAGUGUCCUGCCGAGUGUUAGCGUGACCAGCAGCAGUAGUAGUGUGACGACCUCAACGCUUUCUUCCGGCGAUGGUCCACACUACGAGAAUUUGUCCGUUUUCGCACCGAAACCGAAAGCGGCCGUUCGUUCCAGCCCAUCAGAGGUGAAGGUGAGUGAGACGUUGACAUCAGGACAUGGAAGUUCCGCAUCUCCGUACGACCGCAGUAAGGACCUCGAGCGGGACGAGCGUAUUCUGGAGGAGCUGACGCGAGCCGCCGAUGAGAUCCUGAACGUGGUGAACAAUAUGUCGAAUGGCGAAAGCAUGGAGAGUAUCCUGAGCGAGCUGAACGAAGGCGGUGAUGGAAAACACCGGAGACUCUCGAAUGGCGGCUGCACACUCGGCACGAUCCGGGAGUGCGCGACUACGAACAAGAUCAUGAAAUCGCGUGGCGUUCAGGUGUCGAAGAACUUCGACGACAGCCUCAAACGUCACCAGCAGCGUCACCCCACGAGAGUAUCGUCAGCUUCAUCGAACGAGAGCAUCUCCCGUCGAUCGGAGGGAUCGUUCACAAGAAGCGUAUCCUUGCGGGGUCCUGCGAGUGGCUCCGUAGCGCCCCCUGGUGACAGUCUCUCAUCUCGCACACCUGGCAGUGGUUCCAGCCGUCGAAGCCGAGCUCCGUUGGCCGAAUCCCGCCGACUCGUGCGAAUGUGUAGCAAGGAAAAGCUUCAAUCGAAUGCCAGCUCGUCGGAGGAUCUUCCCAACAGUGGCGUCACGGAGCCACCACGUAGACCACGCCGGACACGCUACCACUCGAAGGACUCAAAGGACGUAACGAGCGUAACGAGCAACGGACAGACGAGUGGCAGACUCGAGCAACGCGUUACAGGAUCCUCCACGAGAUCGUACCGAAGCGAACGAUCGAACGGAUCAACCAAAGCCACCAGUUCUCGGCUGGGGCAGAGUGUCGUCUCGAACGGACAUAACACCACCGUACACCCGCUCCACGCCGCGUCCUGUCCCUCCUCACGCGGUCUCAAGCAGUCAACCGCAAACGGGCACCAUCACGCCCAGCUGGCGUCCUCCACCACCACAACGUCGUCGAAAAAACAUCACCGAUAACGCGGCGAUCGGCAGCAAACAUCCGAUGCGGUGAUAAUGGCCGGAAAGGCUCCCCGAAACUCAGCGUAAUCCGGAGCGAAGAUGUGCAAAUCAAAUGGAACCACGC
Molecule: messenger RNA, 5569 nt
Organism: Anopheles nili
Lineage: Eukaryota; Metazoa; Arthropoda; Insecta; Diptera; Culicidae
Product: serine-rich adhesin for platelets
Exons: 14
Coding region: 1-5463 (1820 amino acids)
Source: RefSeq, a predicted model, not a curated record